UUCCCCACGCCAUAAACAGCGGGGUCUAGGGUUAGAAUCGCACCAAACUAUUCUUCCUCUCAUACGCAAGACCAAACCAAAUUUCCCCAACCGCAGCCGCCGCCUUCGUCGCGAGACCUUCGUUCGGGAGAGAUCGAUCCAGCGAUGGAGUGCCUUGCCGAGAUGCCGCACGCGCCGCUGGACCGCCGCCCGCGCAAGCGGCAGCGGCUUGGGUGGGACGUCGGGCCCGACAUGACUCAGAUAAAAUUUUGUGGCCAAGAAGUUGCAAAUGCAAUCAGUGCUGCUACAGUGGGGCUCUCAGCGGGCGGUAUUGUUUCCUCUCAGAUGGCCCAAGAGCUCCUUCGUUUGGUAACCCCUCCGCUGAGGGAAGACGACAAAGACGGACAUUAUGUUUUUGCUGUGGGAGACAACCUCACAUCUCGCUAUAGGAUUGAUGCAAAAAUGGGUGAAGGUACCUUUGGCCAGGUGUUGGAAUGUUGGGAUAGGGAACGGAAAGAGAUGGUCGCAAUUAAGAUCAUCAGAGGCAUUGAGAAGUACAGGGAUGCUGCAAUGAUUGAAAUUGGCAUGCUCGAGCAGCUUUGUAAAUAUGAAAAAAGUAAAUCCAGUUGUGUUCAAAUUCGGAACUGGUUUGACUAUCGUAACCAUAUCUGUAUUGUCUGUGAGAAGCUUGGGCCAAGCUUAUAUGAUUUUCUGCGGAAAAACAAUUACCGCUCAUUCCCAAUUGCCGUAGUUCGGGAGGUUGCCAAACAACUGUUGGAAUGUCUAGCAUUUAUGCAUGAAUUGCGCCUCAUUCACACUGAUUUAAAGCCAGAGAACAUCCUUCUUGUUUCUCCAGAGUACAUUAAAGUGCCUGAUUACAAAGUUUCAUCCCGUUCCCCAAAGGAGGGAUCCUAUUACAAACGUGUGCCCAAAUCCAGUGCAAUAAAGGUGAUUGAUUUUGGCAGCACAACAUUUGACCAGCAGGACCAGACCUAUGUGGUUUCUACUAGGCAUUAUCGGGCUCCGGAAGUGAUCUUGGGACUUGGUUGGAGUUACCCGUGUGAUAUCUGGAGUGUUGGUUGUAUACUGGUUGAACUCUGCACGGGAGAGGCGUUGUUUCAAACUCAUGAAAAUUUGGAGCAUCUAGCCAUGAUGGAGAGGGUGCUUGGUCCAUUGCCAUAUCACAUGCUUAAAAGGGCAGAGUACGUUGCUGCCUUUAUCCAAAUCAAUGCAGUAAGCUUGUUCAGUCUUCUGAGGAUUACUAGGGUGUUAUGUCCUUAUUUCUUACUUAUAUGUAGUCGACAAGCUGAGAAAUAUGUCAGAAAGGGCCGUUUAAACUGGCCUGAUGGAUGUGCUUCACGGGAGAGUAUGAAAGCUGUUAUGAAGCUGCCUCGUUUUCAGAAUCUGGUUAUGGAAAAUGUAGAUCGAUCUGCUGGAGAUUUUAUUGAUCUUUUGCAUGGGCUGCUGAGGUAUGAUCCAGCGAGGCGACUAACAGCCCAGGAGGCACUUGAGCAUCCAUUCUUGACAGAGCGAACUGAGCAAAGAAAAUGAUGUUCCAUCACUAGCACAUGACAUCUUCCAUGUUCCCAAACUUAUGUGAUGGGCUGAUGGCCAAACUUUGACUUCCAGUCUCCAGCGCACCAUCAGAGAUUAUGCUGUACAGAUGCAAGUUGCUUCAAUCUUCUUUUUGAAGCAUAAAUCCAGUGGCUGUACAUAUUGGUUGUCUGUUGUCGAGAUGAAAUUGUUUCAAUCUUUUUGAAACAAAAAAUCCAAUGGAUGUCUUGUAUUCUUGUUGUUACCAAUUGUAUAUAAGGAAUUAUUGAUCAAUAAGGUGUCUGAGCGUUGGAGCAUUUGGUUUUACAAAUGAAUUGCACGUUCAUCUC
Brachypodium distachyon (stiff brome) is the source of this 1862-nucleotide messenger RNA. RefSeq names its product serine/threonine-protein kinase AFC2. The record is from RefSeq and is a predicted model, not a curated record. The transcript is spliced from 11 exons. Bases 145 to 1530 code for a protein of 461 amino acids. Gene Ontology annotation, cellular component: nucleus. Gene Ontology annotation, molecular function: ATP binding; protein kinase activity. NCBI's taxonomy places the organism in Eukaryota, Viridiplantae, Streptophyta, Magnoliopsida, Poales, Poaceae. Gene Ontology annotation, biological process: protein phosphorylation.